Messenger RNA from Paramuricea clavata, 345 nucleotides. The record is from the annotation of a GenBank genome assembly. NCBI's taxonomy places the organism in Eukaryota, Metazoa, Cnidaria, Anthozoa, Malacalcyonacea, Plexauridae.
GUAGACUUCGAUGACUGGACACUAGUUGACGUCGAUGGCUGGACACUAGUUGACGUCGAUGACUGGACACUAGUUGAUGUCGAUGGCUGGACACAUGUAGACUUCGAUGGCUGGACACUAUUAGACAUCGACGACUGGACACAGGUAGACUUCGAUGGCUGGACACUAGUAGACGUCGAUGGCUGGACACUAGUAGACAUCUAUGGCUGGACACAGGUAGACUUCGAUGGCUGGACACUAGUAGACGUCAAUGGCUGGACACUAGUAGUAGAUGUAGAUGGCUGGACACUUGCAGAUUCAUUACUGUAUUGUUCCUUUGAUUGUAUAUCGAAUGCUGCAAUAUGA